CAAGAUGCUACUGAAGUCUAUUACCGUUCCUCGUGCUCCAAGAACUAACAGUAAAUGCUUGCAUGGUUCGGAAUGUCGCGGAGGCCCCAAUGCUCGCACCCGGAAAAGGCUGGCCGUUUACAGCGCCACUAAUCUUCCCACUACACACUCUGUAUCGGACGGCUUUGGGCUGGUCGAGUAGUCGAAGAAGCCUCCUUUUGGCAGCCACCGCUGUCCUAAGCUCGGCGGCUUGGCGACCAUCCCUGGCGUUGGACGUGGCGUUGGAGGGCUCGAGCACCGGCAGCUUCACCACCUACACAGACCCCACCGACGGCUUCUCGCUGCGGGUGCCGGCUGGGUGGCUGGCGGGGGAGGGCGCACUGCCCGGGAAUACCUCCUUCAGCGGCGCGUCAGGCGCCCGCCGCACACUGGCCUGGUUCCCGCCGGAUGCCAGCCCGCGAGACGUGAACGUGACCGUUACCGUAACCAACGUUUCAGUUGAGUUCACACGUCUGGGCAGUCUGGGCAGCCCCGCUGUGUUCGGUGGUCAGCUGGUGGGCGGACAGGACCGCUCGCAGCUGCUGAGGGCGCCGAGCUGGGCGCGGGGGAGGGAGCCGAUACAGGUCGCCCGGCUGCUGGACGCCUCCCAGCUGGGUCCCGACCGCUACUGGGUGGAGUACGUGCAGCAGCAGCUGCCGCCCACCGCAACACCGGCGGACGCAGCAGCGGCGGCGGCAGCAGCAGGGGUAGCAGCAGGGGCAGCGGCAGGGGCAGCAGCAGCAGGAGGCAGCG
Messenger RNA from Astrephomene gubernaculifera, 771 nucleotides. The record is from the annotation of a GenBank genome assembly. NCBI's taxonomy places the organism in Eukaryota, Viridiplantae, Chlorophyta, Chlorophyceae, Chlamydomonadales, Astrephomenaceae.